Notothenia coriiceps (black rockcod) is the source of this 1558-nucleotide messenger RNA. RefSeq names its product BRCA1/BRCA2-containing complex, subunit 3 (gene brcc3). NCBI's taxonomy places the organism in Eukaryota, Metazoa, Chordata, Actinopteri, Perciformes, Nototheniidae. Gene Ontology annotation, molecular function: cysteine-type deubiquitinase activity; metallopeptidase activity; protein binding. Gene Ontology annotation, biological process: protein K63-linked deubiquitination; DNA repair. Gene Ontology annotation, cellular component: BRCA1-A complex; BRISC complex. The record is from RefSeq and is a predicted model, not a curated record. Bases 75 to 851 code for a protein of 258 amino acids. The transcript has a single exon.
UCAGAACGCGGAAGUGAAGCGCUGCUGUUUAUGUUUUGGUCCGGGGCGACGGUACACUUCAGUUGUUUGACAUCAUGGCGGUGAGUGCGGUUCACCUGGAGUCCGACGCCUUCCUGGUGUGCAUGAACCACGCGCUGAGCACGGAGAAGGAGGAGGUGAUGGGGCUGUGCAUCGGAGAGGCUGAGCCCGCCCGGAUCGUCCACAUCCACUCGGUCAUCAUCCUCCGCCGCUCGGACAAGAGGAAGGACCGGGUGGAGAUCUCCCCGGAGCAGCUGUCCGCGGCCUCCACCGAGGCGGAGCGGCUGGCAGACAUGACCGGCCGCCCGAUGCGCGUGGUGGGCUGGUACCACUCCCACCCGCACAUCACCGUGUGGCCCUCCCACGUCGAUGUCAGGACGCAGGCCAUGUACCAGAUGCUGGACCAGUGCUUCGUGGGCCUCAUCUUCUCCUGCUUCAUAGAGGACAAGAACACCAAGACGGGGCGCGUGCUCUACACCUGCUUCCAGUCCGUGCAGAAGGGCUCCGAGUACGAGCGGGUGGAGAUCCCCAUCCACGUGGUGCCCCGUGAAGCCAUCGGGAAGGUGUGCCUGGAGUCCGCCGUGGAGCUGCCGAGGAUCCUGUGCCAGGAGGAGCAGGACACCUACCGCAAGAUCCACAGCCUGGCGCACCUGGACCCCGUCACCAAGAUCCACAACGGCUCGGUGUUCACCAAGAACCUGUGCAGCCAGAUGUCUGCGGUGAGUGGCCCGCUGCUGCAGUGGCUGGAGGACCGGCUGGAGCAGAACAAGCAGAGCAUCGUGGAGCUGCAGCUGGAGAAGGAAAGGCUGCUGCGGGAGCUGGCUGCUCCCUGAGCCGGGGGGACAUGGAGGGUGGAGGGGGGGACACUUGUUGUCCUGCUGUUGUUGGACAGGGGAAACGGACCUUCUGGUUGGCUGGUUUUAGCUUCUUUACCAUGUACCAGGCAGGGCUUGGUAUCAAACCUCAAUAUUUAGUAUGAACCGAAGUGUCCAUAAUAUAAAGAAAAUGGUCUAAUGGCAAAAGUAUAAUCAGACUGUGUUUUGUUGAGACUAGAGCUGGUCUAACUUGUACUUUAAGUAAUGUAUAAACUGGGAUUUGGCCCAUCACAACCUCCGAGAGAAUGUCUUACGUCUAACCAUAAGUUUUAAGAUUUACAAUGAUAUGAAACAGAAAAGCUUUGAAUCGUCACAUUUGAGAAGCGGGAAAUCAGAGUAUUUUAGGGGAUCUGUUUCCUCGGAAGCGUAGUUUUGUUAAGAAAACCAUCUUAUAUUCCUUAGUUUGGUGGUUUUGGUUUCUCUAUACAACCUUUUUAAUCCUGCCAAAAGCAAGAUAUGGUUGUAGAGGAUGUGAGCGGUUGCUGUUUGCAUCUCCAAUGCUUCGGAUUACAUUUUGUUCACCCUGUUUGCUUUGUCCCCUCUCCUGUCUUCUCCUGAUGUAUUUGAAGGAGCGUCAUAGAGGUGUGAAUAUCAUGGUGUGUUUCUCUGCAUCUGUGAAAUGUAAAUAAAAAGACAGAGACUUCACUGUCACUUUUGUUUAGUUA